Molecule: messenger RNA, 3849 nt
Organism: Clupea harengus (Atlantic herring)
Lineage: Eukaryota; Metazoa; Chordata; Actinopteri; Clupeiformes; Clupeidae
Gene: bmp16
Product: bone morphogenetic protein 16
Cellular component (GO): extracellular region
Molecular function (GO): growth factor activity; cytokine activity
Source: RefSeq, a predicted model, not a curated record
CUUCAGAGAGAGGAAGGGAGAGAGACAGUUAGGAAGCAGAGGACUCAGGAGGCACUUUUUAUUGCUGUCACACCGCUUAGCGAAAAAGAGAAAAAAAACUUCCUUUUUGCCAUUUUUUUCUCCUACUCUAUCACUUCAUAUAUAUAUAUUUCCUUAUUUCCUUUCUUUCGCUCUCUCUCCCUCUGUUGCCUGUUGUGUAUUUCCUCUCUGCCUGUGGUUACAGCAGGAGCAGGAGGAGACGCAGGAGCAGGAGCAGGAGCAGGAGCAGCGGCCGUGGGAGUUUUGGGGCUCCGAGAGGCUGGUCAGGGUAGAGGGGAACGCCGGAGAAAGCAGUUUAUUUUUUUUCGGGGGGAAAGAAAGAGGGGAGAAGAGCACUUAUCUGAAAACGGACAACAGGAUGAGUGGGUGAGAGAGCGAAAGAGAGAGGAAAAGAGAGGAGGGAGGGAGCAGGUCAUCCAUCCCAGAGCUGACAUGGAGGGUAGCCUGACUUUAGCCCUCCUGUGUUGUAACUGGGGCUAGCCUCAGAGAAAGAGAGAGAGAAAGAGAGAGAGAGAGAUAGAGGGAGAGAGCGAGAAAGAGAUAGAGAGAGAGAAGGAGUCCACAUUCUCCUCUUUUGAGCGCGGGAGAGAGCGUGAGGCAAGGGUCCGUAACACUGGAGCUCAAGGACAAGCCAUGGACUCUGCACACUAUCUACAACGCCUGGACGUCCACCAUGUUCCCUGCUAGCCUCCUGGUCCUCCUGAUGAUCCUGCUGCUACCUCACGCCUCAUUGGGUCGCCAGGGGCAGGAGGAUGCCGGCCAGGCCAACGUCGACCCAUCGGCGCCGGCGCUGGAGUCCACACUGGCCCAGACCAUCCAGAACCUGCUGCUGAGCCGCCUGGGCCUGCAGUCCCACCCGGACCCCCGGCCCGGCGCCGCCGUGCCCCAGUACUUGUUGGACCUGUACCAGUUCCACUCGCAGCAGUAUCACCUCAUCCAGGACCCGCACUUCAGCUACCCCAGCCAGCACGUGCAGGGGGCCAACACCGUACGCAGCUUCCAGCACUCAGAGACCAGAGAUCCUGAUGGAGACCCAUCAGAAGCAGACCGGGUUCUCAUCUCCUUCAACAUGUCAUCCAUCCCGGAGGAUGAGAGCAUUGUGUCGGCAGAACUCCGGUUCCUUCGCGGCCCCGUGGAUGCUGAGGGCUCUCACAGGGUCAGCCUGUACAUCUCCGAGGGCCACACUGACCCAGGGCCCCGUCUGCUGGAGUCCCGCCGGCUGACCGCGCAGGACACCCCCAACCGCUCAGCAUCCUGGGAAACCUUCAGCCUGGCCAAUGAGCUGUUCAUGCAGCAGGCGCUGAGCGGGCGGCCAGGGAGCCUGACCUUCCUGUUAGAGGUCACCACUGAGGAUCCUGCCGACAACGCCACACGGAAGAUUCCCAAGGACACCCUGGAGGGUACCAGACUGCCUGGAAGAAAAGGGGAUGGCAGGCAGAGCCGCCUGAGGGUGAGGCGAGCGGCCGGGCAGGACGAGCACAGCUGGGCACACCAGCGCCCCCUGCUGGUGACUUACAGUCAUGAUGGCAGAGGUCAGCCACUGGUCCCCCGUGGCAAGAGGAUCCCUCCGCAGGGGCGUGGUUCGAGGGGGGCAGGAAGGAAGGGGUCCAGCCGAGGGGGAAAAGGGGGACGUGACCGCGACCGUGACCGCAGCCGGGAGAGAGAUCGAGAUCGAGAUCGUGAUCUCUACCCUGAGCGCUCCUCUGAGUCGGACUGGCGUGGGGACUGGUGGUCAGAGCGGCGCGUGAAGCGCAACGGGCGGCGGGCGGCCAAGCUGAAGCACCUGUCACGGGCCCGCUGCCGCCGUCACCCGCUCUACGUGGACUUCAAGGACGUGGGCUGGAACAAGUGGAUCGUGGCGCCGAGCGGCUACGACGCCUUCUUCUGCCUGGGCGAGUGCCGCUUCCCGCUGGCCGACCACAUGAACUCGUCCAGCCACGCCAUGGUGCAGACACUGGUCAACUCAGUCAACGGCGCCGUGCCCAAGGCCUGCUGUGUGCCCACCGCCCUCAGCCCCAUCGCCAUGCUCUACCUGGACCAGCACGACCGCGUGGUGCUCAAGAACUACCAGGACAUGGUAGUGGAGGGCUGCGGCUGCCGGUAGCGGGAGGAAGGAACGAACCGAGCGAGUGGAGGGAGGGAGGGAGGAUAUGAGGGAUGCAUAGAGGAGAGAAGAGAAUGAGUAGAUGAGACGGGGGAGAAGGAGCAUGAUGGAGAAUGGUGAAUGAAACUGGGAGAGUAAGAGAGUGGAGAUGAUCAAGUGGAAAAAGUGAGUUGCUGAAGAGGCGAGUGAUACAGAAAGAGAGAGAGUGAAAGAGAGAAAGAGAGGGAAAUAGAGGCAGAGAUCAAAAGUCAUAAAGGGACCAAACGCGCUGGGAUGCAGAGUUCCCAUCUCAAUGACCAAGUCUUCCCACAACCCAAUGCCUCCUCAGGCACUAACUUCCUGUCUCUUUCUCCAUCGUCCCAAAGUUUCACCUUCAACCAAACAGCAAGAAGCUAGGCUCACCCUCUCUCUCUUUCUCUCUCUCUCUUUCUCUCUCUCUCUCUCUCUCUCUCUCUCUCUCUCUCUCUCUCUCUCUCUCUCUCUAUCUAUCCCAUCCUCCAAUCCAUCGCCUCCAGUAUAACCUCUAUCAGUGCCCUGUCUGUGUUGUGGUAAGAUCCGUGUUUACAUUGCCUUGUAUACUGUGCUCCACUGCCACUCUGAACCUUCUCCCGUUCCUUGGCUCUCCUCACACCAGCAUCACGCCAGUCUCACUGGAGACCUCAGCGGUUUAAGCGCUUAUUAGUCCUGUACCCCUGGGCCUUAAGAGGAAAAACACAUAAAUAGGAAAACAAAACAAAAUGGCUGCUGAUGACCAGAGUGGAAACUAUCUGCACCGCUUGAAGGACAGUUUACUGUGUUGCUGCUCCAGCGAGAUGAGAGAGGCUAAAACCUCAGAAGAAGAAGAACAACAACAACAAGAACAAACAAACAACAAAAAAAUGACUGUCAGCAGUAAGCUUCAUGCUAUUCUAUAUUUAAAACCACAACAAUAAUACUGGGAACAGACUAGGCUGUUGUUUAAGUGUACAGUUGCUAUUGUUAUUAUUUAAUUUUUUUUGUUGAUGAAGAUGUCGUAAUCUUUUGCAAUCAAAGAAUUCACAUUACUUAAAAAAAACGUUAAAACGUUAUAAAAAAACAAGAUAAGUAAAGCUAUUUCUUUUUUAAAGUGGUCUUAAGAGUAAAUCUAAUUUAAAAGUCUUUACAAAUUCAUUUAUGUAUUUAAAUAGCAAAUAUGAUGUAUGUAAUCCUGUAUUGAAGAUGUCUGUCUCACAAAGCCUUACUGACGUGCACAGCUUGGCCAAUUUCGCAAAUGUCAACACUGCAACACACACCCAACCAAAAUAUGGAGUCAUAGUGACUUUACACUCAUAUUAACUGACAUACCACUAGUGUGCAUGUUUCCAUACGGAUUUCAUCUAGGUUGAGAUUGCCAGUAUUGUGCAUCUGUGGAAACUGUAAAGCUAAGGCAACCCAGUCAUACAAAACAUCACUUACGCAGCUGUGAUCGACUUGUUGCUUUUGAGAUUGUAAUCUAUUCAAUUGUGUGGCAUUUUACCAUCAUGUCGUUAUCACGCACAAAAAAAGUGACUAAAGUGUUACCAAUUGACUUGGUAAGAAUUCUCAUCUGAGUUAAGUAUAUUUUGGUGGUAUGUCAAAAACUUGUGAGAAAGGGAUAAUUUAAACCACAGUCUAUAAAAAGUCGAUACAUUUGACGUUGUCUAAACAUUGUGUGAUGUGUAAUAAACUAAAUCAAGCAAGCACCACAA